Messenger RNA from Erigeron canadensis, 835 nucleotides. RefSeq names its product NEP1-interacting protein-like 1. The coding region runs from base 61 to 666 and encodes 201 amino acids. The transcript has 4 exons. NCBI's taxonomy places the organism in Eukaryota, Viridiplantae, Streptophyta, Magnoliopsida, Asterales, Asteraceae. The record is from RefSeq and is a predicted model, not a curated record.
AUUACCUUACGUUUCUCCCACCGAUCCACCAUUCAGCCACCUUGAUCUCUGGCCAAACCCAUGGCUGGUAUCGAAUUCAGGGCUGUUCUUAUUAGAGUCUUCAUGGCUUUGUUUAGUUGCACCUUUGCUUUCGGUGGGGCGGUAGUUGGGAUAAUCACCGGUGCAAUGAAAGGACAAACAACGGAAACCGGUUUGGUUCGUGGAGCCGCUGUGGGUGCAGUCACUGGUGCACUCACAGCUUUGCAACUUGUCGAUAUGAUGGCUAAUGGCGAACCAUUUUCAAAGGCAGCACUGAUAGAGAGCCUUCUAAGUGGGAAAGUGUUCACUGAGUGGGUCAGUCCUGCUGUGCUUAAAGCUUAUCAAUGGCAGACUGGUGCUACGGAAAUAAGUUUUACAGACAUAUUUGACGUAGAGGUCAAUGGGUCAAGAGGACUAUCCGAAGACGCUAUAAACGAGCUACCAAAACGUGUAUUCAAGAAGCCAUCUAAGACAAAUCUAACAGAUGACGAAUGCAACGAGACAAACUGUGCGAUUUGUUUGCAAGAUUUCGAGAACAAUGAAGAAGGAAGAGAGCUACCAAGUUGUAGACACGUAUUUCACUUAAAAUGCAUAGACGAAUGGCUUGUUAGGCAGGGUUCCUGCCCUAUUUGUAGAAGGGAGGUUUAGCCUUUUAGUGAAAUAAAAAAAAAUGAAAGGGACUAGUUUCACAUAAAUUAGAAACUUACCAAUGCAAACAAAACUCUUGCACAUAAACAUAUAGCUUGUCAUGUGGUUAAUUUGGUUUAAUGACUUAUUUACUAUCUUAGUAGAAAGUGUAAUGUUAUGUUUUUAUUUC